This is a messenger RNA of Mizuhopecten yessoensis (Yesso scallop), 3272 nucleotides long. Its product is annotated as HEAT repeat-containing protein 3-like. Lineage: Eukaryota; Metazoa; Mollusca; Bivalvia; Pectinida; Pectinidae. Bases 135 to 2051 code for a protein of 638 amino acids. The transcript is spliced from 17 exons. Gene Ontology annotation, biological process: protein import into nucleus; ribosomal large subunit biogenesis. The record is from RefSeq and is a predicted model, not a curated record.
CGACUUCCGGGUUGGAUUGUAAUGGCGACUUCCAUUCGUUUUGCAGACACGUGUGUAAUCUGAGAGUGACUUAAUCUGCGAUAUGUGCUGUACUAGUCGUCAUUAUAGUGUAAUACCAUAUACAGGAAUAAACAAUGGGGAAAAGCAAAGCAAAGAAGUUCAAAGCAAACAAACCACAGCCUACUGGUUUACCGAGUGUUAAAGAUUGUGAAGCUGCUCUUGAUUUGGAAACUGUCAAAUCCAUCGCGUCGAAUUCUACAAUCCAGAAUCUUAUUGAGAAACUAACCAGUACUAAUGAGGACGAGAGAGAGUGUGGCUGUACUGGUAUUGCCGGCCUGGUCUCCCAACCUCAGGCCAUUACCUGUCUGCUACAACACAAUGUUGUCCGUAUCCUUGCUCCCCUCAUCCUAGAUCCCAGUAUACAGGUCAGGCACCGUGCACUGGGGGCACUCAGAAACCUUAGUGUUGAUGGUGGCCUGGAUGUGUGUGAAGAGAUGGUACACAAAGAUGUCCUCACCCCACUGGUAGCUUUCUUCAAGCAUUACCCUGUUGGCUGGGUGCCGGAGAAACCAGGAAAGAAACAGAAGGACUUCAACACCGAAGCCUUCCUAGAAGGGACACACCUCCUGUGGAAUCUCUGUGAGGCCACUGAAACAGCUGUAGAGGUGUUCAACAAAGAAGGACUGGUGGCCAUUUUGUUACCAUGUCUACAGUAUGCUGUGUAUGGUAUCCCUUUGUCUAUUGCCGUAGGGCAGUGUCUCCACACUGUGUCUGAAGACAAUCCCGGUUUCGCUCAGGCGUGUGAUGGGGGACAGGCAACACCCCAACAGCUGCUCAACCUGAUGGGUGAAGCCCCGGAGUCAGCCGGGCACAUCUUACUCAAAACACUGGCCACAGGCAUAUUGGUGAACAUUAAAAGUGCCGAGCUUACCACCGCACCAGGCAACCUUGUGGCCCACAUACUGACCUCAGUAUCACAGGUGUUAGAUGUUAAUGCAUUAGACAACUUCACAGCCACUCUAGACAUACGGAAAGAGAUGACACCUAGUGAGGAUGAACAGAAGGACACAAAUUUAACAAGCAGUAUUAAGGACAAACUACAGGAUGUGGAACAUUUUAUAGCAGCACAAAUGAUUGGCCUGGAAAUAGCAGCCAAUCUGUGCUGCAUAGAAGAUACCUGGGAGGACAUGGAUAGCAGUGAGUCUGACGACCAGAUCGCCGAGGCUGACUUGGAGGAGGAGACCAUGGACGAUAACUUGUUUUCCCCUUUAUGUGUUUCAUCUGAAAUUCAAGGUGCAAUAUUAAGCAACGAGAUAUUUAGCAAGGUGCUGAAGAAGGCCCAGCCUUGUAUUUUACCAGGCGACGGUAUCAGUUUGAGUGAUCAGCAGAAAAACUUAGUUAAAAGGUUUGAGAAGCUGGAGGUGCAUGCCCUUCUGUGCAUAAAUAACCUGGUCAGUUCCAUGGAGCUUGAAGCCUUAGGCGGCCUGGACAAUCUUCACAGUGUGUGGCAGGGUCUUGUUCAACUGACCGCCACCAAGCACAACGGAGAUCGUAGUGAUCUGUUGGAAGCUGUAACCAGUGCUAUGCGAGCUGUUGUACAGAAGCUGGCUGAACAUGAGUCACCAAAGCUGCUAGAGGUGACCGGUCAAGACCUACAGUUUCUGUAUGAGAUGGGACAACACGGUAACAGUUCAGAUAUACGGGUCAAUGCUGUGAGGAUCGUGGCCACAUUCGGCGCCCACUUUGCCAAAAACAAGGAACCACACCCCAUGCUAUUGAACCUGGGUGUCUUCCUGCUCGAGGUGGCCUGUCACGAGGGAGAACUGUGGGUCGUAGCCGAGGCCCUGGACUCCAUCUUUGAUGUGUUUGGAGAAGACCACCUCAACAACAUCCUGUCCGAGAUCCGACUCCUGGACAGACUGCGACAGCUCCUUCCUAUGCUCAAAGCAAAGAUGAAAGCAAACAGGAAAGAUCUAGGAGAGCAUCUUCCUGUGAUUUCUACUGCCAAGACUAACCUUGUACGCUUCAUCAAAUACAAGUCUUCUGUAUAAUGUCAUCCAAUAUAGUCUUUUGUGUGACGUCAUCAAGAACAAAUCGUCUGUGUGAUGUCAUCAUUACAAGUCUUCUGUGUGACGUCAUCAAGUAAAAAACUUCUGUGAGAUGUCAUCAAGUACAAGUCUUCUCUGUGUGACGUCAUCAAGUAAAAAAACUUCUGUGUGACGUCAUCAAGUACAAGUCCUAUGUGUAACAUCAUCAAGGACACAUCGUGAAAUGUCAUUAAAAAGUAUGACAUCAUGCAAAAGAUGUAUGAUGUCAUCAAGUACAAAUCUUCUCGGAGGGGUCAGCCAUGUUGGCUUUUGUUGUCAGAUUGUUGAUGGAUGCUAAACCUAUAAUGGACUUUGAUAUUGGUGCUGACGAUUUGAAAUGAAUUUGACAUUGAUUAUAAAUUCAACAAUUUGACGAAAAACUUUCUAUUGUGAAGGUUGUAAUGAGGAUCUAGAUGGUCUUUGACAUAUAGUAUGGAGACCUUUCCAGUGCUCCAGUCAAGGAAUUUGUUUCAGACUCGAAAACCAUUUUGGUUUCAGCAGUUUUUCUCGUGUUUUAUUUUUUCGUUUUCCCCCAAUUUACUUUUACAUAAUGAUGUAUCAGUUGUAAUAAACCUGCUGAAGUGUUGCUUAAGUUUACCAUAUUUCUUUUUAUAGCUCAUUCACCCCCAAAAUUUCAUAAUGGAGUAUUCCAACCUUUGAAUUGGAAGAGAUCAAAUGUGUCUUCAGGGGUGAAUUAGUUAGAUUUGGGGAAAAAAAAAGAAAAAAAAGGAGAACUUAUUUGAAAACAUGAGUAGUGGUAAUAUGUUGGAAUAAACAUUAAAAAUUUGUGAUCUCAGUAUUGUGUGUCUCUUCAGUCUUGAGAGCAAUAGGGAAGUUUGGACAUGAAAUCUAGCCAUCUUCUCUUUAUAUGUUAAAUUAGCUUCUCUAUAAACCUUGAAAACUGUUACUAUGUCAUUGAAACACUUAAUAACUAGUUACUUAAUAUAAAAUAAUUUUCAUGCUUUUCCGAAAAUAAAUAAAUACAUGGUUUAUGAAUCGUAAUGGAUCAUGUACGGAAUGUUUCAAUAUUCUGAAUAUUAAUUUUUUUUGGAGGAAGAUUUUUUUUUUUUUUGUAUCAGUUUCAUGUGUAGAUAUUUUUAGUUUGCGAUAUUUUGUUACGUUAAAGAUAAAUUCAGUUUGAAUGCAAAAUCCUGUUAAAGAAUGAAGAUAUUUUGAAUAUAUUAG